ACAGUUCGAUUUGGAAAACUACAGGAAGAAGUCAAAAUAUAUCGGAGGGAAGCGUCAACCAGACUGGCAGCAUUGGAGGAUGCAGCGGAGGGAAGGACAGCUUCUUACCAGAAGGAAAUCUUGCACCUGCAGAGGCUGCUAAGAGAAAGGCAGGAGGCUGAAGAGAAACUGCUGCAUUCUAAACGAGAAGUAGAGGAAGAGCUGGAGGUGGUAUGGCAGAUGGCAACCAGGGAAAAUCAACAGAUGAAGGAGGCUCUCUUGGACUCGAGGCUCACUGUGGACCUCCACGGUUGGACUGUUUCUGGCAGUGCCUUACCUGGCUGGGCCUCUCAGGCUCCAGAUGAGACCACCCCAAUCACACAAGAUCAGACUCACAGCUAUGGUCCUCCCCCAUUCACCUGUCAUCAAAGCCCUGGGCUCCAGAGAAGAUCCAUAUUUCUAUCUGACUCAGAGCAAAACUCCUUGUAUGAGAAGCAUAAGCAUGGGCUGGAUUUCUAUUAAUAAAACUGUUGGAGCCACAUCCCAUAGCUUUUGCUGCCAGGGUUUGCUGAUAGAGCCACACACCAAAGGUGACACAGUUCAGUGCAGACUUACCUUUACAAAACCCAACCUCUGGACCAGGGGAGCCGGAGCUUGGUCUUCAUGUUAAGUGACCUCAUAUAAUUUGGUGAUGUUUUUCAGGACAGUUGCACCACGACAUCAAGAACACACACCCUGCUCAUCCAAAAAGCUGUUGUCCCGGUAGUGAGGAGGGUCAUUUACCUCUGAACAGACCAACCUUUGAUCUCUAUAAAUACAGCCCGUUUAACACAGAGUUGCUCCAGUGUUGCUAUUCGGCAUUAACAGACUGCAGUGCAUCGUUGUCCUCCACACUGAGGACAAAAUGAAGACAGACUAUUCUUUGGAGCAGAAUGGUACGGAAGACGUUUUUUCUUCAGAUGGUGGCUUCAGAUGGAGAACUGGGUCUGAGGCCUCCAGGCUAGGACAUACUGAUAUGGACGACAGCAAAAUAGUCCACCCUUCCCCAUUCAGAAAAUACCACCAGAGCCUUCAGACCCUCAAACCCAUCCGCUGGUCCUCAUCACAGCCCCACCCUCUGGACAGUGCAGGUUUCCUGUCCUUUACAACCUUUGCCUGGAUGACCCCCAUGAUGUGGGCCAUUUUCAGGAAUAAGCUGGACAUGGGUUCUCUCAACCUGUCCCCUUUGGAUGUAUCUGACACCAGUGGAGAAAGGCUCCAGAGACUGUGGGAGGAAGAAGUGGCGAAGGUCGGCCUGGAGAAAGCCUCUUUGGUUCGUGUGAUUCUUCGCUUCCAACGAACGCGGCUGAUUCUAUCUAUUGUGAUUGGUGUGUCUGCCAUGGUGGCGGCAUUUCUGGGCCCUGCUGUUCUGGUCUAUGAAAUCUUAGACUAUGUUGAAAACUCACAGAAGUCAGUUUCCUACGGCAUUGGUCUGUCCUUCGCUCUUUUCACCUCUGAGUUCUUCAAAGCCUUCCUAAUAUCCUUGAUGUGGGCAAUGAACCUGCGCACAGCUGUAAGAAUAAAAGGUGCCUUUUCUUCAAUGGCCUUUCAGAAGGUCAUCUCUCUGCGGGUGCACAGCGGCGUUUCAAUGGGAGAGAUGAUUAAUGUUUUGACCAAUGAUGGCCACAGAUUAUUUGAGGCAGUAUUGUUUGGGAGCUUUGUGCUGGCCACCCCAGUGCUCUUUAUUGUGUGCGUAGUCUACGCCUGCUUUGUUCUGGGCUAUACCGCUCUUACUGGAAUCUGCACCUACCUCAUCUUCAUCCCCAUACAGUUUUUCUUGGCCAGGCUCAUUAACAUAUUCAGGUGGAAAGCCAUGGUGUUAACAGAUGGCCGUGUUCGCACAAUGAAUGAGAUUCUCAACAGCAUCAAACUUAUCAAGAUGUAUGCCUGGGAAGAUUCCUUUGAGAAGACGAUUGCAGGCUUAAGAAAAAGAGAGAAGAAAGAGAUGCAGCUGGUCAGUUACGUCCAGAAUGCUAAUACCAGCAUCACCUCCAUCAUCCCCACUCUCGCCACCAUUGUCACCUUCAUUGUACACACUGCGUUGGGCUUAAAGCUCAACACAUCUGAUGCCUUUACUACCAUUGCCAUCUUUAACUCCAUGAGGUUUUGCCUGGCUCUAAUGCCUUUGUGUGUGAAGGCUCUGGCUGAGGCUGCUGUGUCAACAAAACGACUGAGGAAAAUACUGCUGGUCCAAAAUCCAGACCCUUACCUGAUGCAGAGGAAAGACAGUGACUCAGCCAUUGUGAUGAAAAACGCUACACUUUCCUGGACCAAACCAGAUAGGCUGCCACACCCCCCGCCCAGCUCAGCCAAUGGGAUAAAGGGGCAAAAAAUGGACGAGGUAUCUCAGAAUGAUAAGACUGAAACCUUGCCAACCCUGAGAAACAUCUCUUUCAUACUGCCUAAGGGCAACCUGCUUGGUGUCUGUGGGAAUGUGGGAAGUGGAAAGACGUCACUGAUUUCCUGCAUUUUAGAACAGAUGCACCUUCUGCAGGGCUCUGUUAUAGCAGAUGGGACAUUUGCCUACGUUUCCCAGCAGGCCUGGAUAUUCCACGGAACUGUUCAAGAAAAUAUCUUGAUGGGGGAACCCCUUGACCAGGCCAAAUACAACAGAAUUCUGGAUGUCUGUAGCCUUAGAGCUGAUCUGAAAAUACUCCCAUAUGGUGAUCAAACUGAGAUUGGAGAGCGGGGGCUGAAUCUAUCAGGUGGGCAGAAGCAGAGGAUCAGCCUGGCCAGAGCUGUCUACUCCAAUAAAGACAUCUUCCUCCUCGAUGACCCCCUGUCAGCUGUCGAUGCCCAUGUGGGGAAACAUAUCUUUGAAGAGUGCGUCAAGAAGGAGCUCAAGGGAAAGUCCAUCAUACUGGUUACUCAUCAGCUCCAGUAUUUAGAGUUCUGUGAUGAUGUCCUGGUUUUGGAGGAUGGGGAGGUCCUGGAGGCUGGAAACCAUGAGGCCCUGAUGAAAGCCAAUGGACGCUAUGCUCAGCUCAUCAGCAACUACCAGAUGGAACAGUCCAAAACUCAGAAAGAGGAGGAAGUAGCACCACCCAAAGAUACUGCUCAACUAAAGGAGGUCAAGUUAAAAGAUGGCACAGACAAUGGAAUAGUGAACCUGGCAUUUGACCUGUCUGAUGAAAAGGAUGAUGGAACAGCAGCUGACCAGAAACCUGCUGUCAAACAUGAUGACCAGCUUGUCAGUAAGGAGUCCUCCACAGAAGGCUCUGUCCCCUGGAGAGUUUACCACCAGUACUGCCAGGCAGCUGGAGGGUACAUCGUCGUCUUCCUCACAUACAUGAACAUUGUUCUAAUGAUUGGCUCCACAGCCUUCAGCAACUGGUGGCUCAGCUUCUGGCUGGAACAAGGUGAUGGGUCAUCUAAUAAGUCAUCUUCAAAUGUGGGCGACAUCUCAAACAACCCGGAUCUGCAGUACUACCAAACAGUUUAUGGCAUGACAGUGCUUGUCAUGGUGACACUGGCCGUCAUCAAAUGCUUCUCCUACACUCAUGUCACUUUGAAUGCGUCUUGCAAUAUCCACAACACCAUGUUCAAGAAGAUCUUUGCCAGUCCCAUGAGCUUCUUUGACACAACACCCACAGGACGCAUUCUCAACCGCUUCGCUAAAGAUCAAGAAGAGGUGGACACUGUGCUUCCCCUGCACAUGGAUCCUUUCUUGCAGUUCACUCUGCUGGUCACCUUCACCAUAAUCAUCAUCUCAUCUGUCUUCCCCCCCAUGCUGGCAGCUGUGGCUAUUAUCGGAGCUUUGUUCACCCUCAUUCUCUUUAUCUUCCAGAGGAGUAUCCGUCAGAUGAAGAGGAUGGAGAACAUCAGUCGCUCUCCCUGCAUCUCUCUUACUACUUCUACCCUCCAGGGCCUGAGCACCAUCCAUGCCUACAACAUAAGAGACAGCCACAUAAAACUGUUCAAGUACUUGAAUGACAUCAACUCCAAUCAGUAUCUGCUCUUUCACUCUGGGACACGUUGGCUCUCCUUCUGGCUCGACUUCAUGGCUGCGACCAUGACCUUGUUGGUGUCUCUGUUCGUAGUGCUCAGCAGUGAUGAAUUCAUCAGCCCAGCCUUGAAAGGCCUAGCUAUGUCCUACACCAUACAGCUUACAGGUAUGCUUCAGUAUGUAGUCAGGACGGCGACAGAAGUUGAGGCGAGGUUCAACUCGGUGGAGCGGUUGCAGGAAUACAUCAUGACUUGCAAGCCAGAGGCCUCCAGACACGUAAAGGAGGCUCAAAUCCCAGAGGACUGGCCAGAGAAUGGUGCCAUCACCUUCAAAGGAUAUAAGAUGAGGUACAGAGAAAACACACCUAUUGUCCUCAAUGGGCUCGAUUUCCUCAUCCGAGCUGGAGAGAAGCUGGGCAUUGUGGGAAGGACAGGCUCUGGGAAGUCCUCUUUAGGUGUGGCUCUGUUCAGGCUGGUGGAGCCGGCAACAGGAACUAUCCUGAUAGACGGAGUGGACACCAAGUCUAUCGGUCUGCAGGAUCUGCGCAGCAAAUUGUCCAUAAUCCCCCAGGAUCCUGUGCUAUUUACUGGCACAGUCAGGUACAACCUAGACCCCUUUAAUCACUACACUGAUGAGGAGAUCUGGGCAGCACUGGAGAAGACCUACAUGAAAGACUCGAUCACCAAACUGGAGAGGAAGCUACAGGCAGAGGUGCUGGAAAAUGGAGAGAACUUCUCUGUAGGAGAGAGACAGCUGAUGUGUAUGGCCAGAGCACUGCUCCGUAACUCCAAGAUCAUUCUGUUGGAUGAGGCAACAGCUUCCAUCGAUGCAGAGACAGAUGCUCUGAUCCAGAACACCAUCAAAGAGUCCUUCCAGAAAUGUACCGUGCUCACCAUCGCCCACCGUAUCAACACCGUGAUGCAUGCGGAUCGUAUCCUGGUUAUGGACAAUGGAAAGGUGGCAGAAUUGGACCCUCCAGAUGUGCUGAGGCAAAGACCAGACUCUCUGUUCUCCUCACUCCUGACAGCUGCUAACACUGUCAAUGCCUGAGCCAUUUAAGACCUGUGAGGCCGUAACACUGCACAGUGAUCCCCAUAACAAACUAAUAGUCAUUCAUUUACACGUACAAAGCUGUAUCUUAAUCAGUAUUCUUAUAUUGUAAUCUUUAUGGGUGUGCUUGUUUCAGGACUAGCUGAAAAGAAGAACUUGGAUUUUAAACUUACUCCAGAAAUAAAUAGUGAUAUAGUUUUUUCUCCUGCUGGCCAAAACAAAUACAUGAACACUGUUUUGCAUCGGUUUUUCACAGAAGUGGAUAUGAUCUGUCAUGUAUAUUUAAAGCAUAUUAUUUAUUGAUUUUCUAUAUCUUUGUUUGCCGCCACUUUCCAAACCAAUGCUGUAUAUGUGAAGUUUAAGUCUGGUGUGGGAGAUGCUCUGCAUAUGCAAAAUGUUUUGAAAUAACUCUUGCAUUUUUAAGAAAUGUACAUGUGUAUAAAAAUGUAGAUCAUUCCAGAUUACUCAGCUGUUCCAUAAAUGCUCUUGCUGCUGACCAGGAGUGCUAAUACAUCGUAGAAAUUUGUAAGAUUUAGUUCUUUAUUUCAACUGUGCCAUCAAAUGCUUUUCUUUUUCUUUGUACUGUCCUGUGAUUUGCAUUUUAAAUGUAUUUGUCCAGUCAUUAUUAGCAUUGUAUAUAAGAAUCAAAUCGUUGUAUUGCCCAUUUCUUUUUUUUUACUGCACAUAUGGCUGCCUAUUUUGUAGUAACAGUUCUUUUACUUUCACCAGCUAAUUUCACCUUCAGAGCUCUUUAUUUUUACACAACCAUUUCCAUAAUGGUCGAAGCCCAUUAGUCCCACCACAUCCCUCAGUCAUGGUGCUCGGCCCCACCUCACUGGUCCCGUCUCCAUAAUAGAACACAAACAUCAACUCCCGAAUACAUAGUCUCUGCCCAUAAGGUACAA
Monopterus albus (swamp eel) is the source of this 5919-nucleotide messenger RNA. It is a transcript of the gene abcc12, whose product is annotated as ATP-binding cassette, sub-family C (CFTR/MRP), member 12. Gene Ontology annotation, cellular component: membrane. Gene Ontology annotation, biological process: transmembrane transport. NCBI's taxonomy places the organism in Eukaryota, Metazoa, Chordata, Actinopteri, Synbranchiformes, Synbranchidae. The record is from RefSeq and is a predicted model, not a curated record. The transcript is spliced from 35 exons. Bases 884 to 5014 code for a protein of 1376 amino acids. Gene Ontology annotation, molecular function: ATP binding; ATP hydrolysis activity; ABC-type transporter activity.